AUGAUCUUCAUAACAUGUGUCCAUAACCGUGGCAACGUGACUCAGGUGCCAGCUAAGCAGAGUAUGGAAUGGCAGUUUUAUGUGAACUGGCAUUUUUUAAAAUAUACAGCAGUCAAAGUUUCUAACUCUUUCAGAUUACCUAAUGGUCAAGCAAUCCCAGUUGAAAUUCCUGCAACUCCUGUUGUGUCUUCAUCCAAUUCAAAUGGAACUACCAGUGUCACAGUUCCAACUACUGCAGGUUCACCACUUCAUUUGUUAGAGAACCGAUCACCUCAACAGUCACUUGCAAAAAUGAAGCUGAAGCAAGCUUUGGCUUCCAGCAGCACUGCAGCACGGCCAGGAUGUAAUAAAAUAUCUCGAGCCAAUACUGCUGACCGCAUUGCUGAAAUGACACGAUCCCGUAAUUUCAGUGGUACAAGUAGUACUGAGGGUGAAGGUGAUGAAGAUGCCACAAGUGGCAGUAGUAACCUGGUGAAAGGGGAGAGAAAGCGCCGUCAUUCGUCAGAUAAUGAAGAUCCUGCAGAGAAGCGGAAAAAAUUUCUUGAAAGGAACAGAGCAGCUGCCAUAAGAUGUAGAGAGAAAAAGAAGAAAUGGAUUGAAAACCUCUCUAUAAAAUAUGAUGAGCUAGGAUCCAUCAAUCAAAAAUUACAGAAUGAAGUAUCAUCUCUGCGUUCAGAAGUUGCUGUCCUUAAAUCAAUGCUUCUGCAGCACAAGGAUUGUCCUGUGACUCUCGCCAUGCAGGGAGAUGGAAGUGUGGAGAGUAUGAACUGCAGUAGGGAUUUAACUCCUUUACCACCCAUACUAGCGCCAUUGACUGAAGGUGUUCACAUUUCUUGUCAGUCUCCACUCAAGCCUCGUGCUCGGUCUCUCUCUCUACCAUCAAUUCCAUCAUCUAGCAGCACCACCAUGGAACCUCUGCCUGUUAACUUAUCAUGCACUACUUGUGCUGCUCCACCAACAAGUACAGUGGUUACUUCUGUCUCCUCAUCAACCAAGGUGGGUAUUCUACCAGCAGCAUCUCCAGGUGGUGUUGGAGCAGUGUCCAUGAGCCCCAUCAACCUGACUAACAGCUUCAUAACAUCUAGCCAGCAACCACCAGCCCUCAUUCCCACCACCUCCAGUACCAAUCUAUCUCAACAUUCUGGAACCAUCUUUAAAAUUUCAAAUGCACCCAUUUCCCACAACCACACCUCAACAUCUCAUCACACUCAGCUGCUGCUCCCAGCCACAGGAUCAAAUCGGGUAACUAUGAUGGGAGCUCCAGAAAUAAUAAGUGCAGAAAUCAGUCCUAAGGCCUUAGUGAUGAGUGGAACAUCAAGUAUGAUAGUUGCAGCAAGUGGCUCCCCAGUCACCCACACAUCUGCUCUGGGUCAGUCACAGCUGCUGAAUUUGACGCUACAUCAAGCUCACCAAGUCAAGCCUCCAUCAGUCCUUCGCAAGUCCAAUUGAAGGAUUGUUUUUAGCUUGCAGUCUCCUUUUCAUAAAUGAAUAUUAUGGUAUGUAUUAUUAAAACAA
Molecule: messenger RNA, 1515 nt
Organism: Cherax quadricarinatus
Lineage: Eukaryota; Metazoa; Arthropoda; Malacostraca; Decapoda; Parastacidae
Source: RefSeq, a predicted model, not a curated record